AUGGCGUUCCAGCAGUCUCCUCUCCUCAAGUUCGAGGCCUCACCGGCCGAAUCCUUCCUCUCCGCUCCCGGCGACAACUUCUCAUCACUCUUCGCCGACUCUUCAUCAAUACCGUCCACGCUCAACCCCAAGGAGAUGAUGACCCCAGACUCCUUCGCCGACGACCGGCUCGACUCUCGUCUGUCUGCCAUCCCCGAGUCACCAGAGGCCGACAUGGAUGACAUGGACACCCCGGCCGCCGCAGAACACUCAUCGUCAGAAAAGAAGCCCGUCAAGAAGAGGAAAUCAUGGGGUCAGGUCCUUCCCGAGCCCAAGACCAACCUCCCUCCUAGAAAACGAGCCAAGACGGAAGAUGAAAAGGAACAGCGCCGCGUUGAGCGUGUUCUCCGGAACCGACGCGCUGCGCAGUCAUCGCGAGAGAGGAAGAGGCUCGAGGUUGAGGCUCUCGAGAAGCGCAACAAGGAGCUAGAGACGCUCCUCCACAACGCCCAAAAGACAAACCUGAUCCUGGUCGAGGAGCUCAACCGCUUCCGACGCAGCUCCGGUGUCGUCACCCGCUCAUCCUCUCCCCUCGACUCUCUCCAAGACAACAUUACACUAUCUCAACAACUAUUCGGCUCACAAGAUGGCCAAAACAUUACUACCGAACAGUCCUUGAUGGACCAGAUGAUGCGCUCCGCGGUCAACCCCACCGUGAACCCCGCCUCUCUCUCACCCGCACUCACCCCCAUCCCCGACAAGGAAUCCCCCCACGAAGAGGAGGAGCAAGAAGAGGAAGCUGAGGAGGAAGAGGGGGAGGAGGAGGAGAAGACCAUUGAACAGACCGUCUCCACUGAUUCGACACAACGUCCUGCAGAGAUGUUCCUCGGCUCUGCUUUCGGCCUGUCAACGGCCCUUGAUGCAGAUCGCUAUGUCCUCGAAAGCUCACUUCUCGCUUCUCCCAACUCCUCAACUCUUGACGACGAUUAUAUGGCUGGUGACUCUGCCACCUGCUUCACGAAUCCUCUCUCCGACUACGACUUCGACAUCAACGACUUCCUCACAGACGACGCAAACCACGCCGCCUAUGACAUUGUGGCAGCGCGCAACUAUGCCGCUGCGGACCACGAGCUCGACCUCGAGAUCCACGACCUUGAGACUCAAAUCUCUUCGGACUAUCCUAUCCAGCAGCCCCAGUCUGGCGCGUCCUCUCUUGGAUGCGACGAUGGAGGCAUUGCGGGAAGUCCUCCUCACCCUCUUGUGGGCCCUAAAAGUCGAGGAGCGGAGGAUUCGACACAAGCAGGCCGCGGCUCUCGAUCCCAAGAGAAGCGCCUCGGCAGACCAACAACGUCGACGACGUCGACAACGCAAUCACCAAUAUCAAAUUCCAUCGUUUUCCAAGUAGUUGGCUUCAUUUACGGAUUCUUUGUUUACUUUGAAAUGGGUUGGACAGACGGGGAUAGCCACACCAAGGGGGUGGGCUACGUCUAUGUACGGUUAUGGCGCAAAGCGAAAUGA
Molecule: messenger RNA, 1497 nt
Organism: Trichoderma aggressivum f. europaeum
Lineage: Eukaryota; Fungi; Ascomycota; Sordariomycetes; Hypocreales; Hypocreaceae
Product: transcriptional regulator family: bZIP
Exons: 4
Coding region: 1-1497 (498 amino acids)
Biological process (GO): positive regulation of transcription by RNA polymerase II
Molecular function (GO): DNA-binding transcription factor activity, RNA polymerase II-specific
Source: RefSeq, a predicted model, not a curated record